This is a messenger RNA of Westerdykella ornata, 2553 nucleotides long. RefSeq lists its product as uncharacterized. The record is from RefSeq and is a predicted model, not a curated record. Gene Ontology annotation, cellular component: Dsl1/NZR complex. Bases 1 to 2553 code for a protein of 850 amino acids. Gene Ontology annotation, biological process: regulation of ER to Golgi vesicle-mediated transport; endoplasmic reticulum to Golgi vesicle-mediated transport; retrograde vesicle-mediated transport, Golgi to endoplasmic reticulum. The transcript has 7 exons. NCBI's taxonomy places the organism in Eukaryota, Fungi, Ascomycota, Dothideomycetes, Pleosporales, Sporormiaceae.
AUGGAUGCCCGUGUGGUCGACUAUCUGGACGACAAACUACAGACCGUGGGGGACCUCGAGUCACUUGAUGCCUUACUGGAAAGCAUUCACGCCCAGCAAGGCCUCCUCAAACAGCAACUCCAUGAUGCCCAGAAGGACUUGUCCGAGGCGAAACAAACUGCACGGGAGCAUCAAGAAUCGCUGCAGGCUCGGGUGGCGAACUUCAACACCCAACAAUCCGACAUCGACCGCCGGCUGCUGGUCAUCACUGCCUCCGAGACCAGCGAUGAAGCUGUCCCUCGCUUCGAAGCCGUUCUCGAUUCCCUCCAACGUUUGGACAUGGCAAAUGCCUAUCUCGAACUGCUUCAGCAGAUCCACGAAUUGAGCGAGGAGGCGCAAAUGCAGCUCAAGACCUCUAACGAGGCUGCUCUGGCUCCAUACAAGCAGUUGCGCGUACUCCACACCCGCCUGAUCCGUCUACAAGACGAUGCCGAGGGUGCUGCCCCUCAGCUACUCCACCAUGUACACCAGAUCACACAGUCUCUGCGGAGUCAGAUCCUGGAUGCCUUCUCCUCGCAGUUGCAGACGGUUCUGAAGAAGAUUCGAUGGCCUAGACCAGAUGCCACCAUCCCAAGCACGCUGCAAAGUGAGUGGGAGAUCGCCAUUACCAACUUGCUGGACUUGCAAAUCCCCGAACUUGAAACUAUGGCCUACACAAAAGGUCCAGGCGACAAGAUCCAGCUUCCUGCCGUCCUGCUACCUUUCGAGGUGCUUGUGCGGCCGCUUGAGAUGCGUUUCCGCUAUCACUUCGAAGGAGACAAGCCCACGAACCGAAUUGACAGGCCCGAGUACUUCCUCACGCAUAUUACAUCGCUGCUGAACGACUACAGCGGCUUCGUUGCCGAUUUCAUGCAGCCAAUCCUCCUCAAGCGCUUUCGGGGGACGGAAUUGGUUCUGAAUCCCGUCUACAUAGAUGCGACAUCCGCCCUCAUUACCGCAACUCUACCCAUGUUGAGGACGAAGGUCGGCUCCUUACUUGCGCAGGUUGCUAGUCAGCCUCAUCUACUAAGCCACCUGGUACAUGAAGUUAUGGCCUUCGACACGACCAUCAGGGAGGAAUGGGGCUACGACGGCGGCUAUGGUGUGGAGAGGUGGAAGGGACUUUCGUGGGAGUUCCUCGCACAAGGAGACUGGUUCGGCCGGUGGCUACAGGUUGAAAAAAACUUUGCACUUGCUCGCUACCAAAGUAUCGUGGAUGCCCCCGAUUUCGGAGAUCUGGACUACGAAAGCGUCGACCCCAAAGCCACAAAGCCCACCAAAGGUGCAAUGCGCGUCAAUGACUUGCUAGAAACCAUUACAGAUCGAUACCGCCCUCUUACAUCCUUCUCGCAAAAGCUUCGAUUUUUGAUCGAUAUACAGAUUGCCAUCUUCGACAAGCUUCAUGAGCUUCUCCGAAGCAACCUGGAAGCCUACCUUACCAUGACCACCUCAAUCGGGCGGGCGGUUGCAGGAGUCUCCAAGGAGGAGCAGGAAAAGCUGCUGGGCGUCGAAGGGCUUGAACGACUAUGCAAGACCUAUGGUAGUGCAGACUAUCUGGAACGGGCGAUGCGAGAUUGGAGCGACGAUGUGUUCUUCCUCGACAUGUGGGAGGAGCUCAAUCACCGUGCUCGCCAGGCCCAGAACAUCGGCAACAUGUCUGUGGCGGACGUUGCCGAACGCACGUCCAGCGCCGUGGGUUCUGCAGAGGAGGGUGGAGCCCUCUUUGACGAAACCGCCGCUUCAUACUCGCGCCUACGCAUCCGUAGCGAGCAAAUCAUCACCGACACGUUGAACAGCAAUGUGCGCGUGGCAUUACGUGCAUACCGGCAGAUCAACCCUUGGGCCACCCUCGGCAGCGUCUCAGUCUCACCAUCAGCGCACGCCGCGCCCUCACCGUCUGCAGAGCUCGACCCCCUUCUCGCUCAACUGUCAGCCACUUUUGGAUUUCUAUCUCGCGCUUUGGCGGCAGCUCCACUGCGCCGAAUUGCCAGAGCCGUGCUGGCGACCAUUUCAAACACCCUCUGGGAUACAGUCCUGACGCGCCACCGUUUCUCGACGACGGGCGCUGCCCAAUUGAACGCUGAUCUUGCGGCUAUUUGCCGCGUUGUGGAUGAGGCAGUAGGGCAUGGUGUUGCCGAGGCGGGCCUGAGGAAGUGUCUCGAAGGGGCGAGGCUCGUGGGGCUUCCCGUCAGGGGCGGGAGGUCGUCUUCGACUGGUGAGAGCGGCCCGCGAGGGACGACGAUAAGGUCAGGAGUUUCCGCAGAUGAGGCGGAGGCUGAGGCGGAAGACUGGGAUGCUUGGGGGGCGACGGAAGCAGAGAGGGAGGAGGGGAAGGAUGAUACUGGCGUCGGCGUCGAGGGUGGGCGUACGAGUGGGGAAGAGGACGCAGGCGAGUUGGGCUUGUGGGAAGUGGAGAGGAGGCUGUUUGCAGAUAAUCAGAGUGCGAGGGAGGUGCUGGAGGAGUUGGGGUUGGAGACGUUGACCGAGGGGGAGGCGAGGACGGCGUUGGGAAGGAGAGUCGAGUUGGCGGGCUAG